GGGAUAUGGGUGGAUAACUUUUAUUCUUAUCUUCCAGAUGCCCUUAGAUGGGCAGAGCAGACAGAAGAUGGAUCCUGAUAUCUCUCUCCUCUUCCAGUGCCCAUCUCCCAAGGGCAUCACAGAGGCUCAGGUCCGAGUUGAGCUCUCCCCACUGUACGACCGGUGCCCACUCCCUGGCGACAGGGCCCGGAUCGAGACAGCUUGGGUGGCACGUCGCCAGCAGAGCCCAUGGCUCUUUGACGGAGCCAAAUUCCGUCUCCACUCAAUCCAGCUGGAGGGGAACAUCUUAACCUUCUGCCUCGGUCUCACCUGCUACAAGGACUUUGUGGGCACCAACUUGGCGGACGCAGCCGGGCAGCUCCAGGAGCGUGGGCGCAAGGACUUAGGGAACAGCCAGGCCUACCUCGCCGAGCCCCUGGGGGUGGGCGCCAUGCUGCACACAGCGGAUGACAAGUUUGUCUUUUUGCGGCGGAGUCAGUGCGUAGGGGAGGCGCCUGGGAAGAUCGACAUUCCUGGAGGUCACCCUGAACCGCAGGUUGUCAUGGGAGAUGCCGCCUUGGAGGGGCCCGUCCGUCAUCAGGAUCUCCCAGGAGAAUCGGUGGUCAAGGAGUUGUUCUGCUCUGUGCUGCGAGAGAUCCAGGAUGAGGUGAACCUUCCACUGCCCACCCUCAGCAGCCCAAUGUUGCUCGGAAUAGCCCGGAACGAGACCAGCGCAGGCCGCUGCAGUGCUGAAUUCUACAUCAGGUGCAGUCUCAGCUCUGAGCAGGUGAGGCACCAUUAUGCUAUCGGGGGCCCUGAGGCCCAAGAGUCAACCAGCAUAAUCUUUGUUGACAGAGAGGAUGUCCUGACAAUGGAGCAGAGCGGGGACUUUUGGAAGGAACUGUGCCCAUCAGCCAAAGGGGCCAUAGAGCUCUAUAGAGGGGUCAUGGGCACAUGCCAAUGACGAGCCCAUUGGGAAGAGGUACUUCAAGGAAGUGAACUACUCUCUCAGGGACUAUUCAGAAUUACUUUACAUAGCACCCACCUACCCCAAAAUCACCAGCAGUCCUUUGGCAAAACAGGAAUAUUAUGCCAUAGUGGGAUUAUUCUCACCUCCCAAACCUCCCUUGAAACUGCACUGGCUGAGACCCACCUUAGCGCCUUGUGAGUCCUGUCGCUGUGCCUGUUUGUGCAACCUGUUUCUCAAUAAAGAAGUAGUAUUAUUUUUUAA
Lacerta agilis (Sand lizard) is the source of this 1210-nucleotide messenger RNA. It is a transcript of the gene NUDT22, whose product is annotated as nudix hydrolase 22. Gene Ontology annotation, molecular function: GDP-mannose hydrolase activity. The record is from RefSeq and is a predicted model, not a curated record. Lineage: Eukaryota; Metazoa; Chordata; Lepidosauria; Squamata; Lacertidae. Bases 38 to 943 code for a protein of 301 amino acids. The transcript has 5 exons.